Closterium sp. NIES-65 is the source of this 1230-nucleotide messenger RNA. The record is from the annotation of a GenBank genome assembly. NCBI's taxonomy places the organism in Eukaryota, Viridiplantae, Streptophyta, Zygnematophyceae, Desmidiales, Closteriaceae.
AUGCUUUGGAGGCGCCUCAGACGCGUUUUUGGAGUAUUCACAACACCCCCUUUCAACAAUAUAGUAGUCACAGCUCCGCCCCGCAUCCGAUGCAUCACAGUCCCUGCCUGCCUUUCUCUCUUCCCUCUCCCCAUCCCUCCCAGUCCCCAUGCCUCCCAGUCCCCAUGCCUCCCAGUCCCCAUGCCUCCCAGUCCCCAUCCCUCCCAGCCCCCAUGCCUCCCCAUGCCUCCCCAUGCCUCCCCACUCCCUCUCGUGUGUGCAGGAGCAGCAGUGGGUGUGGCAGCACGCUCCGGUGUUGGCAGAGCAGCAGCAGACGGAGAGACAGGAGAGAGAACCUGCCCAAUCACCCACAAACACUCCCAAUCUCUCCCAACCACUCCCAACCACUCCUUACCAUCCGUCUCAUGCGCGCAGGAGCAGCAGUGGGUGUGGCAGCACGCUCCUGUGUUGGCAGAGCAGCAGGAGACGGAGAGAGAGGAGAACGGCAGAGGGGAGGGCAGGGAGGCAACAGGGGAGACAGAAAGAGGUGCAGCAGUGGAAGCAGCUGCGGCGGCAGAGGCAACAGCAAGGAGAGGAGGAGGCAGAAGAGGGGAGGAGGGGAAGGUGGGGGAGAGUGGUGAGGAGGAGGCAGGGGAGAUAGAGAGGGCUGUUGGCAUUGUGCAUGGCGUUCCUUUCACUGAGAAGAGAAGUACUUUCCAGGCCCACCUGGCACCUGUGGGCUCGCCUGCUGACGUGGCAGCGGUGAUGGACGUCCUCUUGGCCAAUCGCAAGAUAGCAGGCGCCACGCACAACAUCAUGGCCUAUCGGAUCGUGACAGCUGGUGCAAAUGGAAGCACUCAGGUCAUUCAGGGCAAUGACAACGAUGGGGAGGCAGCAGCAGGGAGCAGGACGUCUCAAAAGUCGUCUCCUUGUUGCUCCCAGCAGGUUAUUCAUGAGAACGACGACGAUGGGGAGGCAGCAGCAGUAUGGGGCAGCAGGUCAUUCAAGAGAACGACGACGAUGGGGAAGCAGCAGUAUGGGGCAGGCAGAGAGUGGGUGGGCUGUAUGGGGCUGCUAACUCCUCUUUACUCCUUCGUACCCCUCUUGCUCACCCUUUCCCCCUCCCAGCAGGUCAUUCGGGACAAUGGCGAUGAUGGGGCGGCAGCAGCAGGGGACAGGUUGCUAGUGGGUGGGGCGAAUGGGGCUGCUUAUUCCUACUUACUCCCUCUUACUCCCUCUUACUCCCUCUGA